This is a messenger RNA of Styela clava, 2038 nucleotides long. Its product is annotated as octopamine receptor beta-2R-like. Gene Ontology annotation, molecular function: G protein-coupled receptor activity. The record is from RefSeq and is a predicted model, not a curated record. Gene Ontology annotation, cellular component: plasma membrane. Gene Ontology annotation, biological process: G protein-coupled receptor signaling pathway. Lineage: Eukaryota; Metazoa; Chordata; Ascidiacea; Stolidobranchia; Styelidae.
UUCAUUAUAUUCAUGUUAUAGUGUAGAUAAUGACAAAUAAAUUUGCAAUUAACGUCGACAACAACUAUGAAUACAACAGCUGGACUAAAUUCAAUAAAAAAUAUCUCGAACUCUGACGGCCGCCAAAUUGCGGAUAAACUAUUUGAGAAGAUUUCAUCUGAAAUAUGGGAAGUUAUUCUACAGCAGUUUGAUGGUCUCAAAACCACUCAAACGUUACCGACAACAAUGCCCGAAUUCGGCGGACUAGCGGCUAUUGCAAAAAAUGAUUUUUUUAUACCGACAUCAUCCGCACCUUUAAUAAGGAUUCCAGGUUAUCCAGCAAAUUAUAAUUCCGAUAAAUGCAGGACUCUGGAUUAUUUCGAGGAUCAUUUCCAUCAAUGCGAAAAACCAGGGACAGUCGUUUUGUUUGGAACUUUUGUAGCCAUCCUGGGACUCUCUGCGAUUUUUGGAAACUGUCUUCUUCCGUUCGUUCUUUGGCAAUACAGGGAUAUGCGCACGAAACAUAAUUAUAUAAAAGUUUCUCUGGCUGUCAACGACAUGAUAGUCGGUUUCAUUUUGCUCUUUUCCGUUCUACCAAAUGUCGUAUGGUUUCGGAAUUCUUCCGAAAACGAAGUUGUUCAAGAAAUGCUCCAUACUUUCAACUCACCAACUGCAAUUGUUGCUGGAUCUUCGUUAAUCAUCUCAUUGCAGGGUUCAUUGCUACAUCUAAUGUUUCUCAGUGCUGAUAGAUUUGUUGCAAUCAGGUGGCCAAUGUGGCAUCGGCACCGUCAAACAUCAACGGUAUUAUGGACGUUGCUGGGUAUAUGGCUUGUCACUAUUCUUGGGUCCGCAAUCACAGGAGCAAUACCACAAUAUUUCAACUACAUGUACAAUCCCCAAGUAUUUAUGUUCACAUUGGGAUAUGCGGGUUCAAAUGUGGAAUCACGGGCUCAUGGACUUUUGCAUUUUGGAUUAGCACUUUUCUUGCCAUACGUUGUCACGAUCAUUUUAACAAUGCUUACUGGUGCUGCAGCUUUCAGAGGUUUAAAGUCAUUUUCGACCAUGAACGAGUCACAAAGACCAUCUAUAUCAGAAAAUGGUCGUACGGAAUUGCCACACGUAAAAUAUGCAGCAGGAUUUAUACGACCUAAAAAAGGUUUGAUGAGACAAGACACAAUCCGCAUAACUGGAGACACAAAGAAACCAGAGUUUGCAGUUGUGCAAACAAUUAUUAUAAUGGUUGUGGCUUUUGCUUUAGCGUGGAGUUUAUUUUUUGUUAUCUUCUUCAUUUCAUAUAACAACGAACCCAAAAACGAGAGAGCAACUUCUGUUGUAUAUAUGGUUUCAUUUUACUCCGGUUUGUCGAACAGUGUCGCCAACGUGGUAAUCUACAGUGUCCGAGACGACAGAUUUCGCUCCGCUGUGGCGUCAACUUUCCGCCAUAAAAAUAUGUCCAGUUAUCAUAAUUCAUCUUAUGGUUCCAAAUGACAAAAAACAUUCUUGCAAAGUAUUUUGCAUUUUAUCAAGCAAAGUUCAACGGCAUUUCGUAUUGGAUUAUACUUGGAACGAUUCUUAUGGUAACAAGAAAUCAGUCCUUUCAAUUGUUGGUGAUUGAAGUUUGUUAUAACCCCAACAACUCUGAACAGUUUCCAAAUUGUAUAUGCUUAUUCCACUAAUAUAUAAAUAUAUUCCAAACUAAAAUUUAUUUGCAUUUUUGUCGUGUGUGAAAUUUAAGUAAAUCUUAUUUUGUCUAAUUUAAUCAAAAUAGCACUGUAUUUAUUUGAAGAUCCUUUUCUUUAUGUAUGUACAAAUGAUAAUCUCAAUGGUAUGGGGAUAUUUUCUCAACUUUCUAAAUCAUUACGAUACUGUAUUAAAAAAAAGUAAUUUAUUAGCCAUCAAAAGAAAAUAAACGACAGUAUGUUAGAAACGUGUAAAAUGGAUUUGAACAGUACCUUGAACAUUGGUCAUUUGUAACUGCGAUAUGCUACAUAUAUUAUCGAGGUAGUUUCAACAUAAAAUAAGCAAAUAAAAAAUUGAAAUGAGGUCUUCGUCGUGACUU